Messenger RNA from Trypanosoma rangeli, 3414 nucleotides. Its product is annotated as ER to golgi family vesicle transport protein. The transcript has a single exon. The record is from RefSeq and is a predicted model, not a curated record. Lineage: Eukaryota; Euglenozoa; Kinetoplastea; Trypanosomatida; Trypanosomatidae. Bases 1 to 3414 code for a protein of 1137 amino acids.
AUGGGCUCUGUAGGUGCUAACUGGAGAACGACGCUCCAAGACGAUAUCGGCGCCUCGGAGGCGGCGCUGCAGCGUCUGCGUGGACGGCAGACCAAUCGCGAAACGGCACGAAAGCAGCUCUUAUCGGCCUUUAACGUCCCGUACGUGUCGUCGCUGGACGUGCCGCCGCACCUCCCCUCACCACAGGGCGAGCUCGCAGACAAAGUGAACUGUAUUCAGUCACAGGUGAAGAAUUUCCUGACUGAGCUUGAGACUGAGCGAACUGUGCGCUCUGAUGGCGUCCGCGAGCUGCAGCGGCACGUCUCCAUUCAAGUGGGGGAGCUGAAGGCGAUGUUUCAGCAGCUCAAGAAGGAAAAUGAGUACCUGACGGACACUGUCCGAGUGCUGGAGCGACGAGUGACAUCGAACGCCGCAACUGCACCCCGUGGGCGUGUGGACGUUUUUGUCGAUGCCGAUAUCUCUGGCGCUGCAGCGAAUCCCGCCUCCGCUGGCCUCGUAAAACGUGUGGAGGAGCUGGAGUCCACCGUGACGCAGCAGCGGCGGCUGUUGGAGGACCGCCAAACGCGACUGGACGGCGUUCUUCGUGAGAUGGUGGGGGUGAGGGUUGAUUCCGGCAUGGAGCGUGUGCGGUCGGUUGCACGGGAUGUCGCCAGGGACUCUGUCGAGGAUGUACUGCGGCUGCGCCUUGCCGCAGUGCAGAAUAUGUUUAACGGUGAGUUGCAGAAGGUGAUGCAGACCAGCGGGGUCACUGCCGAAGUCGCGAACGCCACGGAGAGGUUGUUUCAUCAACUGGAAAAGGAUCUCCUGCGGCGCGUGCAGGAGAUUGACGCUGCGGUGAAUGCUGUUUCGCACAAUAGUCGUCAGCACGAGGCAGUCCUUAACGAUGUGGAGCGUCGCAUCAUGCAGAAGGUAGCCGUUUUGGAGCGGGAGGUGGAGGCGUCGCGGCGGGAGACCCGGGACGGCAUCGCACAGAACGCACAGGCGGGGGAGGAGCGCACGGCCGCCAUCCAGCUCGCCUUCGAGUCUGCCGUGGCCGAACGCAUCACCGUGGCGUGUCAGAGCGCAGCCAAGAAGGAGGAUAUCGUAGCAGCUGUCACGGCAUUGGAAGAGCGACUCGAGCAGCAGUGCGCCGCCGUGCGCGAUGGUCUCACUGCGGCGAUGCGAACGCAUGACACCGUUGCUGAGGUGCAUCACAAGCGGGUGACACGGUUGGAGGAACGCCUGAAUGGGAUUCAAGACGCCACAGAAGAGGUGCAGCGGCAGAUCGCUCAUGUUGACCAGCUUGUGACAGGGGCAACAAGGGAGGCAGAGAAGUGUAGGCAGCGCGUCCGUGAGGCCCUCACAACAAGCGAGGAGGCGCGUGCCGUGGCAAGCGACUUUUCCAUCUGCGUCCAAAAGGCGGAGGACGCGGCGCGCGAAGGUCUCGCCCGCACCGGCGUUGAACUGCAGCGACUCACGCAGGAGCAGGAGAGAAGCGCCGCCCAGGUUCGCCAGUUGGGUGAGAAGCUCAUUGCGGCUGAGGCGCACCAGGCCGCCAUGCGUGUGGUGCUGGAUGAGCUUAGGGGUGCGUGCACGAAUACCGUGCCACUGCUCACCGCGAGGCUGGACGCGGUGCAUCGGACAGUUCAGGAGGUGUGCAUUCCCAAGCUAGAAGAAACGGCACAGGCUGUCGCGGAAGUACAGACGCGGCAGGAGCAGCUUCAAGCCAACGCCUCCUCUUUGGCGAAAACCGACGCUCGGCAACUUUCUGACCUCCGGCGGGAGUUGUCGAGUGGGAUGCAGAGCGUGGAGGAACGUGUUCUCCAGGCCGUGCGUGAAACCCAGCAGGAGAGCAGCAUGGCAGUAAGUCGACUGCGAACAUUUGUUGAUGGCAUCAAGGCAUCAGUGAAGGCACAGGACGAACGCUUUGUCACCGAAAGUGCGCUGGACACGAUCUCGGGGGAGCUCACAGAAAGGGUAUUGGCACUGGAGGACAAGGUGGACGUGGUGGUGCGCCAGGUGAGGGAGGAGGCCAAGACAUUGCCAUCCUCGACAUCGUUAGCUUCUGUGCCGGCGGUGACUGCGUCGCCGCAUGGAGAGAUAGAACGCGAGGUGGGGAAUUUGCGGCGUCUCGUAGAGGAUACUCGGCGAAACGCCGCCAGUCAACUGGUGGACAUGGAGCAGCAGAUACGUGCGAGCAUGCAGGAAGAGGUGGAGGGCGUCAAGCAGCUCCUGCAUCGUCUGCGUGAGGACAGCUUGUCACAGAUGCAAAAGUUGCGUGCAAUGCUUAGUGAGGAGGCGGGGGACCAAUCUCGGCGCAUAGAGGAGGCGGCGCAAAGGGAGACGCAACGCCUUCGAACGCAAAUAGACCGCUUGCGUGAAGCAUUAGGUCCAAGGAGUCUUGUGUCUGCUCUCCGUGACGACGAGGAACUUUUAAGUGAGGUGGCCGAGGCGUUGCGGUGUGUCUUUGCUCAGAGCAGCGACACAACCGAGGCCAUAGCGAGCGUCAAGAAAAGGAUUCAGCAUGUAGAACAGAGUCUCGGUGAGUUAGACGUCCGUUGCUACGCGCACACGCAUGAGUCAGCUCAGCGGAUGCAGAAGUACGAGUCCUCGCAGUGCCACCACGCCGAUCGGCUGACAUUGCUGGAGUCGAAGGAGGAGACUGUGGUGGAGAUGGGGAAGCGCUGGCGGGAAGAAGUUUGUAAGGACUGCAAACGAGAACUCGAGCUCUUUUCAAUGCAGUUUGAUGAGCGCGCAGCCGCGCUGCAGGGCGCCUCUGCAGAGUUGGAGCUUCAGACACGCUCCAUGCUGUUUGCGCUGCGAGAGUUGAAGGAGGAGCAAGCGGCGCUGCGGCAGGAGGUUGCUGCGACGGCCGACGCACAGCAGCAGCCCGUAGUGCGGCCUACAGACACGGCGAAGGACGACGAGGGCGAAGACAAAGACAACGAUGAUGAGGUGUGGAGGUUGCAAAUUACGGAGCGUAUGGAGGUGUUGGAGUCGAAGACGGAUGGCACUGCGUGUUCCACCGCUGACGCAUUUGAAACGCUUCGUGAAAGUAUCGAACAGUGCGUGACACUCUUCGUGCGGGAGGCGGCAGCCACUGCGCUCUUGCAGGAGUCCAACGUAUCUGCUGCAGAGUUGACAGGCUUAGACGGCGUCCUGCUCUUUUUGCUGGAACAACUCUGCCAGCUGCAUGAUGGAGUGCAGGCGCUUCAGAGUGGCGCUCUGGAAACACUUGAGUUGGUGCAGCACCAUGAGGAGCAGUUUGCACUGCUGCCGUUUUUGCGUUCUCUUGCGGUGUGCAGUGCUCGAGACAUUAAAAGGCUGUCGGAGGCGAUGGGACUUUCCUUGGACCUUCAUGUUGACUCCCCCCUUGCUGAGCACGAGGAAGGAGAGCUGGAGUUGGAGGAGGAGGAAGCAGAGGACAAACGCUGA